CGGAGCGGAGGGAGCGGCCCCGGCUCGGCCUCGUCGGGCCUCGUCCGUCCGUCCGUCCGGAGCUGCAACGCGCAGGAUGUGGAGCUAAUGCAAACAAUUAUUCCUUCGCACACUCCAUCACUGACUGCUAGAAUGUUUCUAAUGAAUGCGUCUCCUGUGGUUGCUCUGCAAUCGAAAUGGGAGUCUUUUGGACAGCCAGGAAGUUUUAGAUUUCCGGCGUGCUUCUCGGAAUCUGAAGAUGAUAUUGCCAGAGCAUCUGUAAGCGCGAAAGUUCAGAUGAUCAUAAACAACCUGCAAAGCGAGGAGACUUCCUUGGGCAUGAACAAUGAGUAUAUUAUGCAGAAGAAUCAAAAGGUAGAUCAGCGCGGUGGUGCCAGACCUGCAGCCAAUGCUCUGGCACGUAAAGAGUACCAUCGUUGCUCCGCCGACUUUGACGGCCCAGAGGAGGAAGGGAUUUCUGAAUUUGGGCCCCUGGUUUUGGAUUCGGAUAGUGAUGAUUCUGUGGACCGGGAUAUAGAGGAAGCCAUUCAGGAGUACUUGAAAGAGAAGAGCCACACCAUCCAGUCUUCGGCAAGCGAGACAGAGCAUUCAGGUACUACAGGUGGGGAGAGCAGGUGCAAACCAGACCUCUCCCAGAAAAACGUGACUUCCGGCUUACUCUCUGUGAAGUUUAAAGCAGGCGUGGUCUCAGAAAGCUUCAUACGCAACCACUUGGAAGUCGAUGACCAGCUGAGGUCUGUCUCUCCUCUUAGCGUGAGUAGCGACGACUCUUUCGAACAGAGCAUCCAAGCCGAAAUCGAACAGUUUUUAAAUCAGAAGAGACAAAGGGAAAUCCACAAGCACGAUGACCCGGUGAAUCGGAAACCAGAGAAGAAGGAGACCCCCGUGAAAUCGGCUUUUAAAUCAAGCAAAGAAUCAACCGGCAAACCGCGUCGCCAGGCUUGGAAGCAAGACUACAGUCUCACAGUCGGACUACCCGCGGAAUUGGAGAAAACUGUUCAGACCAAGGACUUGAAAUCUAAAGUCAGUGCAGAACCUGAAAACUUGAGUCAAGCAGAUGGGUUACCUUUAAAGCCAGGAGCCCCUUGCCGCCCCAAGGAAACAGCUCCGAAUAAAAACGAAGGUAAGAGCGGUCUCUGGGCAACUCGAAGGGGACAAAGAACCAAAAGUCUAGCUUUAGGGAAUGAUCCCUCCGACUCCAGUAGCGAUGAUGGCAUCGAGGAAGCCAUCCAGCUCUACCAGUUGGAGAAAACAAGGAAGGCCGCCAAUCUAACAGUGGACUGUGGCCUAUUGCAGGAUGCCCAGCCCCAGCCAGAGAGUAGGGUGACAUUUCCCGACAGCUUCUCGGUGGGUUCCCCAAAAAGUGCCUUGCCAGAAAACCGUAACAGACCAUUACGGAGCAAAAGGAAGAGGGUUACUACGAAAGUUACAGAAUCGGGCCAGGGAAGCAACGGCCCAAACAAACUCUUGAAGCCACUGAAAGAAACCAAAGUUUCUACCCCUCUAGUGAACAGAAUCGCCAAAUGUGAGUUUACAACCCAGGUCUCCUGCCGAGCCGAAUCAUCCGCUGAAUUAAUGUGCGCAGAAGCUAUUCUCGACAUUUCCAAAACCAUCAUGCCAUCCCCUGUGGAAAGCGGCGACAGGCCACCUUCCGCCAACCCUGUCCUCGGUUCCCAAAGCGUGCCUUCCUGCCCUGUCAGUGACGACAGCUCAGUGGACAGCGACGAUAGCAUAGAGCAAGAAAUCAGAACCUUUCUGGCCCUCAAGGCCCAAUCAGAAAGUCUGUUGGCAAAGCCUCAGAACCUCUCCCAGUCUGUUCAGGAUCCACUGUUGCCUGGAAGCAAUAACCAGACUGGGGUCGAUGAGGCUUCUCUCACCAACACGCUGAAAUUAUCACUGAGUCACAAAAAAAAACUUAAAGGGGAAAAGAAAACAGCGAAACAGUUGACACAGAAAACCCCUAAGGAGUUGGAGAAAGAAAGGCCCCAGGAGGCUGACUGUAGUAAAGGAAAAAUUCUCCUGUGCCAAGAAAACCCUCAGUGGAGCAGAGAGUGUAGACCCCGUGAAGCAGAAAGUUGUGCUGAUGCCUCCAGGUGUCAGCUUCUCUCUUCAGAAUUAGUUGGACUGAUCGAUAAGCACGUGACCUUAGAUCUGAGGCACGGUUUAUCGCAGGUCUGUGGUAGGGCAGGUCGGGGGAGAAAUGUGGAACCAGAAAGGUCCGGAACUGAGGACAAAAGCAGUUCAUUGGACAGUGAUGAGGACCUGGAUACUGCAAUUAAGGAUCUUUUGCGAUCAAAGCGAAAACUAAAGAAAAAGCCCAAGGACCACAAAACCCCCUGCAAGAAGAAGGUCAGGUUUAGUGGCACCGAAACACUGUUUUUGGACAAACUUGAUAGCUUCCAAAGAGACUGGAAAGACAACCAUCCCAGUGUGCUGAAGAGCUGCCUCUCGAGAUCAAAAAAAGACAACAUGGAGAACACAGUGAAAAAGCCUACUCUGAACACUUGUAAGAGCCGGUCAGAAAAUAAUGUCCAGUUUUCAUUCCAAGUCAAAAAACAACCUGAGGCCAAACCAGUUUGGGUUACAGAUGGUUUGGAAGCUAGCGAAAAUCAGCACUCCGCGCUAAGCACCGUCUCAUUGUCAGAUGACAGCAGCACAAUUGAUAGCGAUGAUAGCAUCGAGCAAGAAAUUCGAAAAUUUUUGGCAGAAAAGGCCAAAGACUCCCUGCACUGCUCAGAGGGUCCAGUGGGUAACGUGCCAAGCUUUGGUUCAGUGGGUAUCUCUCAUUCGGAGAUGGCUCGUUCGCUGGAGCAUCCGGCUACUUUGUCAUCACAUCAAAGUCAGAGGAGUAAAACGGCCUCUCAGCCAGCUGGGGGACUGAAAAACUCAGCAAGAACUGUAAUGCAAAGUGCAAUAAACCCCUCACAUGAUGGUGGGAAAAGUACAUCCUGUACCGAGACUGUCUACCUCCAUUCUACUUUGUCUUUAAAAGCAAAAUGUGAGACAGUGCCUACUAAAAAUAGCACUGGCCAGAUGUCUGUAAAAGAAGCACCAAUAGGUAGGAAGCACAUAUACAAUAGAGACCAAAGUCAGAAAAGUCCCAAAUCCACCAGUGUUGAAAGGGACGUCAGUCAGUUGCAGAAUUGUAUCAGUGCUUUCACCAGUUCAGGAAAAGAUAGCAGUUUUCAGCUAAAAUUGCCUAGCGUGUGUGCAGCUGAUCAAGUGUCUGGUCUUAAAAGGGAACCAAAUUUGUUUCUGAGCCACAGGCAACUUGGACGGAAUGAUUUAAUCCACCAGGCAGUGCUCCGUGGCUCCACUGCCCUUGACCGUGAAGGUAGAGAAACGGUGAGGACAGGGAGGCUGGGGCGUGAGGAAGAGAAAGGAAUAAAGACACAGGUAAAGUGUCCUGUGACGCCUGCAAUAAAAACAAAGCCAAAUCUACCGUUAGCUGCAGCCUGUUUAAAAGCAGAGGCGAGGCCUGCUCAGAUUCAGACUCAGCUUUUUAAUUUUGGAGAAAGUGCUUCCUGGAGAGGCAAACGAGCCAGUUUUUUCGAUUCCUAUCGGGGCACUCCAGUGCUAGUACCGUCCAGCCCAGCAGUAAGAAGGAACAAAGUGAGCCCAGGCCCAAUAAAGCAUGAAAGAUCAAAUUUGACCCUCCAGAAGGAAGGCGGGCCUUGGCAGAACAGUAACGUCCAAGCAGGGCUGAAUCGGCAUGAAAUAAGAAACUCGUGCUCUGAAGGAAAAACCUUAGAUUUCAGAAGUAGAUGGGCCGAUUCCCAAAGUGAUCCAGACCAUGAUGUAGAGACAGAUUCCAGUGAAUUUAGUGACACACCUGUAGAGGAAUGCAGAAGUGCAUUAGCGAAGGGAAAGAGCCCAAAUUUCUCCUCCUUAAGCACUUCUAUUGAUCCUGGAGUGGUAAUUCAGCCUUAUAUCACAUUGUCUCCAGAACGACUUAAGAAGAUUACUUUAUGGCCACAGAAUAGGAGGAAAAUGCUCCAGAUUGGAGCAAAAAAGCUAAAUAUAACUAUUGACUGGAAUGAAAAAGGAAAGUUCACAAAGAAGACUUUUGAAAAAAAUUUGUAAAUUACAUUUUGAGAUGACAAAAGCUCAAGUGACCAUUUUUUGUAGCGUACUGGUUGGAGUUUGAGUCGGCCAUGGAACUCUAACUUGCUUUGGUGGAGGAGCAUCAAUAAUUUUGUUUUGUAAUAUAGUAUUCUUGGUGACUAUUUUCUCAGCAUACCUCUUGUAUUUUUUUUAAAUUUCUAAAGUCACACAUUUGAAAACUGAAAAUUUAAAAAAUAUCUUGUGAACCAAACUAUUGACUUGUUAAAAAUUGCAAGUUUAAGUUUUGCCUAAAUAUGUUUGAAAAAAGUAUGCUGUGUAUAGCAUAAAUAUCAGUAUCGUAUCUGCUUAUUUUGUUUUUUACUGUUGCUAGACUAUGAAAGCCUAAGUAUUCUAUUAUGAUAAGCUGAUAAAUUCCAGACCCAUAUACAAGAUAAGACAGAUUAUUGUCAGGCUUCCGAACUGGAAGCGAUUGCAAUAUUUAGGAAGGUGAAAAUAGCACUGUGAAGAUAGGUUUUUUAUGCUCGUCAAUCAGUGGUAUUCAUUGAGUAUUCACUGGGUGCAAAGUGUUGUAUUAAGCACUUGGGAAAAUACAAUAGAGUAAGUAGUUUCCUCAACUGUAAAAUGAGAUGAAUAUAUUUUCUCCCUCUCCCGUAUUUGGGGAACCCUAUGUGUAGGAAGGCUGAGUUCAAUCUACUUAUAUAGUACCUACCCCAUUGAUUAACACAGUGCUUGUCACAUUCCUUUAAAAAAAAAAAACCUUCACAGUUAUUAUUUGAUCAGAAAUGUGAUUUUUGCCAUGUGUGCUGGAAAUCAGUGAACAAUAUUAACAUGCAUUGGGAAAUUGCAUUCAUUUUCAAUGUGUGAAUGGAGCCAACCAGUCACAUGAAUAUUAAGAUUGAAGUACAUUUUUAUGAGUGACAGAAAUAGAGGUGGCAUAAAAACCCCAAAUAUUUCUUAGGCCAGACCUUAAAAAGAAACCCAAAGUAAAGCCAAGAAUUUAAACCAUUUUCUGGCUAAAUAAAAAGAAAAUAAGGUUUUUGCUAUUCUCUAGAACAAUUCUACUUUUUUCUGUUUCUCUUGGGCUAGUUUAGGGGACACCCCCUCCACCCCCGACCCCCAGCUCUUAACUAAACAUCUCAGCUUAAAAGAAUAUACAUUUGCUUGGUGGCUAAAUAAAUGUAGCUUUCUUGAAGGAAGCUCAAUUCUAAUCCAUUGUGGUGGAUUUAGUAGUAGUGAAAUUUCUAUAUUUUUAGUGCAGAUUGGAAAGUUAGCGCUCAAAUGCAAUGGACUGCCUAUUUAAACAUUUGUGUAGAUUUUUUAUUCAGUGAUAUUGUUGAAAGUAGAUGUUUUGGCAGUGCAUUUGACUUAUGAAUAAAUAAACUUUAAAAUUAUUGUCUGAGGAGCACCACUAUAUUUAAAUGUGUUUAAGUGUUGGUUAGGGUUUGUUUUUAUA
Molecule: messenger RNA, 5518 nt
Organism: Ornithorhynchus anatinus (platypus)
Lineage: Eukaryota; Metazoa; Chordata; Mammalia; Monotremata; Ornithorhynchidae
Gene: PPP1R26
Product: protein phosphatase 1 regulatory subunit 26
Exons: 4
Coding region: 88-4083 (1331 amino acids)
Biological process (GO): negative regulation of phosphatase activity
Molecular function (GO): protein phosphatase inhibitor activity
Source: RefSeq, a predicted model, not a curated record